This is a messenger RNA of Trifolium pratense (red clover), 2373 nucleotides long. Its product is annotated as ATP-dependent DNA helicase Q-like 4A. Gene Ontology annotation, cellular component: cytoplasm; chromosome; nucleus. The coding region runs from base 1 to 2097 and encodes 698 amino acids. Lineage: Eukaryota; Viridiplantae; Streptophyta; Magnoliopsida; Fabales; Fabaceae. Gene Ontology annotation, molecular function: 3'-5' DNA helicase activity; nucleic acid binding; ATP binding. The record is from RefSeq and is a predicted model, not a curated record. Gene Ontology annotation, biological process: double-strand break repair via homologous recombination; DNA replication. The transcript has 17 exons.
AUGGAAUCACUUCCUAUAACCGUUUACGCUGUGUUUAAGAAAUGGGGAUACUUUUUUGCCACCAGAGCUGUGCUUGGAUUGCAUCCACGGCUACAAGGUAUUGAUUGGACAUGUUUUUCUGUGUUAUAUGUGACACCCGAAAAGGUUGCCAGAAGUGACGUUCUUCUGCGACACUUGGAGAGUUUACACGUUCGUGAGUUGCUUUCAAGGAUUGUAAUUGAUGAAGCUCACUGUGUGAGCCAAUGGGGGCAUGAUUUUAGACCAGAUUAUCAGGGACUUGGUGUAUUGAAACAGAAAUUCCCAAAUACUCCCGUUUUAGCUUUAACAGCUACAGCAACAGCUAGUGUAAAAGAAGAUGUUGUGCAAGCACUCGGUCUUGUUAACUGCAUUGUUUUUCGGCAAAGUUUUAAUCGCCCAAAUUUACGGUAUUCCGUUGUCCCCAAGACCAAAAAGUGUUUGGAGGAUAUUGAUAAAUUUAUCAGGGAAAAUCAUUUUGAUGAAUGUGGCAUCAUCUAUUGUCUUUCACGAAUGGACUGUGAAAAGGUUGCUGAAAAAUUACAGGAAUGCGGGCAUAAAUGUGCAUUUUAUCAUGGGAGCAUGGAUCCUGAUCAACGUGCUUUUGUUCAAAGGCAAUGGAGCAAAGAUGAGAUCAAUAUAAUUUGUGCUACCCUGGCAUUUGGAAUGGGGAUUAACAAACCUGAUGUCCGCUUUGUAAUCCAUCAUUCCCUCCCAAAAUCUAUUGAAGGCUAUCAUCAGGAAUGCGGACGAGCUGGUAGAGAUGGUCAGAGUUCCUCCUGUGUCUUGUAUUAUAGCUACAGUGACUAUAUCCGAGUUAAGCAUAUGUUAAGCCUAGGAGCAAUAGAGCAAAGCCCAAUGCCAUCUGGAUACAGUCGUUCAAAUGCGAUAAAUUCAGGAAGGAUACUGGAAACAAACACUGAAAACCUUUUGCGCAUGGUCAGUUAUUGUGAAAAUGAUGUGGACUGUCGGCGCUAUAUUCAGCUCGUUCAUUUUGGGGAGAAGUUUGAUUCUUCAACCUGUCAGAAAACAUGUGAUAAUUGUGUGAAGGUCACAAGUUUCGUUGAGAAGGAUGUCACCGAAAUUGCAAAACAAUUGGUUGAACUCGUUAAGCUAACGGGACAGAAGGUCUCAGCAUCUCAUAUAUUAGAGGUGUAUCGUGGUUCCUUAAGCCAGAUGGUCAAGAAACACCGACAUGAGACUGUGCGUCUUCACGGUGCUGGGAAGCAUCUAGCUAAGGGUGAGGCUUCCCGUAUAUUGCAACAUCUUGUUGUUGAGGAUUUUCUUGUGGAGGAAGUAAAGAAAAGUGAUUUUUAUGGAUCCGUAUCAUCUGUAUUGAAGGUAAAUGAGACAAAGGUCCGUAAUGUGUUAUUUGGUAGCCAAAGAAUUAUAUUGAGAUUCCCGUCUUCUGUGAAAGCAUCAAAGCCUGGGAAAUCUGAUAUAACUCCAGCCAAAGGUUCUCUGACUUCCGGAAAGCUGAAUCUUCCCAUUGACAUUCCUGACCAACCUCAAACUGAAGUAGACGUGAACCUAGCAGCUAAUUUGUACACUGCUCUGAGGAUGUUGCGGACAGCUCUUUGUAGAGAAGCUGGAGAGGGUGUUAUGGCUUACCACAUAUUUGGCAAUGCUACGUUGCAGCAGAUAAGCAAGAGACUACCAAGAACAAAAGAAGAACUUCUUUAUAUCAAUGGCAUUAGCAAGACUAAAGUAAGCAAGUAUGGGGAUCGGUUACUGGAAACAAUUGAGAAAACCAUAAACGAAUUUUACAAUACGGAUAAAAACAGCAGUGGCAGCAAAGGCAGUGCUGAUUCAGCCAAAAGAAGACGAGAGGCAAAUAGAGAUCCAGAUUCAAAUGCGGAGGAUGAUGAUGAUUCCUUAAUCAAAAGUACCGGUCGUUCCAAGAAAAGGACAGUAAGGAGACAAAUUAAAAAGGCUGAAAUAUAUGAUUCAGAAGAGGAAGAUUAUUACCAUGGAUGCCUUGAUGAGGACCUAGAUUGUAUUAAUAUUGAAGAUGAGGCAUUAGAUAAAAUAAAUGGUACAGAUGCUGCAGGAAGAGUACUACCUCGAUGGACAGCAUCUUGAUAUGGUGUAUGUUGAUUAUCUUAUUAUUGUAUAUGUCCCUUCAGGAUAUGAAUGUUAGAGUUUUUAUUGGACCAACCUUCCAUUAGUUUAAGUUUGUUGGAACAGUGUUUUGUUCCAACAGAGCAUUGCAGUGGAAGAUAAACAACACAAGCGGAUCAACGAUAAAAACUGUGGAUAACUUGAUGGCGAAGUAAUAGUAGUACACAACUACGGAUAUUUUUCUUUCUAUUUUAUUUAUUCCUGGCAUCAGUGUAAUUGAAUGAUGUUGGUGAAAAA